UUAAAAGAAGUUGAAGUAGUGACAGGAGAAGAAGAAGAAUCGAAUGUAUUACAUGCUACAGCUAAACUCUAUUUAUUUGAUAGUGAUAAUCAAACCUGGAUUGAGAAAGGUCAAGGUCUCUGUCGGUUAAAUGACAUGACUGCUUCUGAAUCAGACUCAUUUCAAUCUCGAUUAAUUAUGAGAACACAAGGUAGUUUACGUGUUAUAUUAAAUACCCCGAUAUGGUGUGGUAUGACAGUAGAGAGAGCUAGUCCUAAAAGUGUUAGAAUAUCAGCUAUUGUUGAAGAGGAAGGAGUGAAAGUAUUCCUUAUUAUGUCAAAUCCCAAAGACAGUGAGAAUUUACUACGUGCUAUAGAAUGGAGAGUUCAGAGAUUAAAGGCGGCAGAAGAAAGUCAACCAAAAGGGGAAGAAAGAGGCUCCGAGAAAAGAAAAGCCGAUUCUACAGAUUAUGAAGCUGUUGGUAAAAAAUCAAGGUGA
Molecule: messenger RNA, 477 nt
Organism: Lottia gigantea (owl limpet)
Lineage: Eukaryota; Metazoa; Mollusca; Gastropoda; Lottiidae
Exons: 3
Biological process (GO): protein export from nucleus
Cellular component (GO): cytoplasm; nuclear pore
Molecular function (GO): GTPase activator activity
Source: RefSeq, a predicted model, not a curated record